Molecule: messenger RNA, 3414 nt
Organism: Chelmon rostratus (copperband butterflyfish)
Lineage: Eukaryota; Metazoa; Chordata; Actinopteri; Chaetodontiformes; Chaetodontidae
Gene: ccni
Product: cyclin I
Exons: 10
Coding region: 277-1596 (439 amino acids)
Biological process (GO): regulation of cyclin-dependent protein serine/threonine kinase activity; mitotic cell cycle phase transition
Cellular component (GO): nucleus; cytoplasm; cyclin-dependent protein kinase holoenzyme complex
Molecular function (GO): cyclin-dependent protein serine/threonine kinase regulator activity
Source: RefSeq, a predicted model, not a curated record
CUCUCUUCCCCCUGUCCCCUCCUCGGAAGUAGACGUAGCUGUCUAUAUUCCGUUCUUUUAUUUUUCUAUAUUUUUUACAACAACCCCUUUCCCCCAACAGUUAGCACCAUGGACGCCAAGAUGGACGAAUAAACUCAAGAACGGGACUCCCGCUUUCACCCCUUUAUUAAUCCUGGAAUUGAGUGGACCGGAUGAAAUCCAACUGUGGUUUUCUCCGCUUCGCAGGGGAGGUAGCUGUAUCCAGUGGGGAGGUAGGCUCAACCAGGGGAGGAAAGGAUGAAGUUCUUCGAACCCUGGGGACGCCAGAGGCUGUCUUUUCUUCUCGAAAAGGCCGCCUCUAGGGAAGCCAAGAUGUGGAGGAUCUACGUGCCAAAGAAGCCCUCCUCACUGGAUACAGACAUCUCCCCGGCCCAGCGGGAUGAGGCCGUGCGCUGGUUGACAGAGCUCCACAGCAGACUGCAGCUGUACCCAGAGACCCUGGUGUUAGCUGUUAGUAUCCUGGACCGCUUCCUUGCUCCCAUCAAGGCCCGUCCAAAGUACCUACGCUGCAUCGCCAUCGCCUGCUUCUUCCUGGCCGCUAAGACCUGUGAGGAGGAUGAGUGUGUACCCUCUCUGAAGGAGCUGGCUGCCUCCAGCAGCUGUGGCUGUUCUCCAUCAGAGAUCCUGAGGAUGGAGAGGAUCAUCCUGGACAAACUGAACUGGGAUUUGCACACCGCCACAGCACUGGACUUCCUGCACAUUUUCCAUGCGAUGGUGUUGUCAUGUCGUUCUGGGUUUUUGGACUCCGUGUUGGGAGUGAACCGCUCUCAGCACCUGGCCCUGCUCACACGUCGACUCUACCACUGUCUGGCCGACCACACGCUCAUACAGCUCAGAGGAUCCAUGCUGGCCUUGGCCCUCAUCACUCUGGAGCUGGAGACCUGCUGUCCUGACUGGCUGGCUCUCACCAUCGACCUGCUGAGGAAGGCACAGAUCGACAGCUCUGAGUUGAUUCGGAGUCGAGAGCUGGUGGCUCGUAGUCUGUCCACACUGAGAGCUUCCCUGCCUCCAAACACUGUCUACAUCUACCAACCCCUGCAGAGCCAAACCACCCUUCAACAGGACCCCACAGUCCCCUCCUGCACACUGGGGAUCAACACCUCCACCACCGAGUCUUCCAGGGAUCACGCCCUCGUCACCACUGCCCCUGUCCAGCCACAGACCCCUGAUGGUAGUGAGGAGGGGAACCAACAGCCCUGGAGCUCCAUCUCCACAUAUUCCUCCACCACCAACAGCAAUAUCCCUGCUCUACUCUCUCCCCCCAAACACCACCACCAUCUUAACCACCUGCAGAAGGUCACGCUGCGCUGCAAGGCCUCUGCCAAGCGCAAGGUGGAGGAGAUGGAGGUGGACGACUUCUAUGAUGGCAUCAAACGCCUCUACAAUGAAGACGUCACCACUGCCACCACUGCUGUCCAGGAGGGGGCAGCACCUGCAGUGGGGGUGAUAACAACAGGUGGAGGGGGAGGAGGUCUGGGUGUCUGCAGUGUCCUGUUGUCCAGACAGGAAGGCAGCUCUUCCCCCUGCCCGCCUCUGCAGCCAGUCAGUGCCUCCUAGAGACCAAACAGGAACCUGUUUACCAAAACCACCUUCACACUGACCUCAUCUUCCUGUUCCACUUUCAGAAUAAACUCCUCAGAUCAAAGUAUUCAAACUAUAACUUUUGGCAACAGUGAUGGGCAACUCCCUCAGCAAUAGGCAACAAGAUCAGAGAAAGAUAAAGAUUGUAGUCAGUGUUUCCAUUUGCAUAAGAAAGCAAUAUAAAGGCAGCUCCUCGGGAAAUGUUGCCCAUCAGAGUUGCCAGAGAAAAUUCUCUGAUGCAUCACUGCUUUGCAGACAGUAGAAGAAAAAAUAUUGACGAAAUAAUACAAAUAAAUCAAUGAUACAGAUGGUUUCAGUGCAAGUUGGUUUUGGUUUCAGUGCAAACAACCCCAGUGUGACCCCGAGCUGUUCAGCUACCCUGAGGUCAGUUCCCAUCAUCCCCUGCAGCCGGAAAACAGAGCCCAAAAAAAUUUAAACAUUCAAAAAAUAAAAAAGCUGCUGCUGCUACUAUCUUAUUAAUUAUAUUUGUUGAACACAAAUACAGUAUUACAAAAGGCUUAAAAAAAUUAUAAAUAAAAAAGUUACCUUCAAAAAAAAAAGAAGAAUUGACUUAUCUACCCCUUUGUCUCGCUCUCUGUCCUGUUGUGAAAGAUUUUUGAAAAUGUCAUCGUUAGUCAUUUUAUAUUUGUUGUUCACAUCUUAAACUCUUCUUUAAUUUCACAUAUCUAUGUUUUUAUUCUGUCUUCCCUUUCCUUCCUCACUCUGCAUGUUUUCAUCUCUAUUUAUAACCUUUUCAUGGAGUCUAAAUCGAACGUGUGAAUGUUUCUGAGUAGAUGAUUAUCUGUAUUCCUCGCCCAGAUAGAUAAAGUUGAGUUUUUUAGUGAAGUGUAAUUUGAUUGUUAAUAAGACGCUAAUAUAAACAUCCCUCCUAUGAAUCCCUCUGUUUUUUCCUUCCCUCUCAGCUUGUUCCGGCGGCUUGAGUGAGUGAAAGUUUCUCAGGUUGUUUUAUUAACCUACAUACAAAAAAACGUCUAUUUGGAGCUGCCGCUUAGAUCUGGUCUCCCCAUGCAGGCAUCUUGGCUAUCAAAAGAUUGCUUUGUUUUGUUUGUUUUUGGACCCAAGUCAUCCUGGUACGAUAGACAAAUUACUGGUUACUACAGCAGCUUUCAAGGGGUGGAGUUACAGGAACCCUGAUCCUAGGCUUUAAAACUGCUGUACUAUAGGAUCUACAGUACCUGUCCUAUCAGGGCCCUAUUCUUUAAACCUGGUUCAUGUAAUCCAAACUAACGUGAUGUUAUCUGGCUAAAAUGAUCCUAUUUAUUCUCAUCUGGCUAACUUGGUCCGUUGAACAUACAGAGAGAUAUUGAUUAUUUACCAAUAACUUACAUGUUCAUCUAAAACAACAAAACACCCAGGCAUCACAAUCAACCUAAGUUUGUUGUCCUCAUAGAAAGAACAGGGCCCCAGGGCAAAAAUCAGACCGCAUGUGCUUUCUGUGUUAAAGCAGCCAGAGAGAAUUAAAGUUGUAGUUUAUAUAUUCACAUGUUAUAAAGCAACCUUGAGUUAUUUAAAGCAUUUCAAUAGCUAAGUGACAGAAAUGUAGUUUUUGAGUUGGUGUCUGAUCUUCAGAAGCAGACAAUAUAGUGACAAUCUUCACUUUGAUGUUCAAAAAAAAUCUAAAACAACAUGCUCUGUUUUUAUUUCUUGAAGUUCUGUUUAAUAUAUUUUUAUUCCUGCAAAAAGCUCUGUUGCUCCUGCUGUUGGAGCUGCUGGUGUCUGCUCCAGGUCCCUGAACGCACCGUGGCACCAAUGAAUAAAGAGUAUGAAACCUGA